GUCCUGGAGCAAUUUUUAGGGGAGGGUCUUUGGCCGAGCUUCUCAAAUCUUUUUGUGUGCUCCUCCGCCUCUCCUCCGUUGACCUACACGCUUCGCUUCGAAACGGAGCUCAAAUUUCCACCACUUCCCGCUUCUGGAUCUGUGAUUUUCAGGCUCCAAUUUUUGAUUUUCAAGAUCUACUCCGAUUCCUGUUCGCUCGCUGCUUUCUUGACGACCCACCAUCAGGUUCUUGAGAUCUCAACGCCCCUUCUCCGUUUCUUUUUCCUUUUUCACUUUCGCCUUCGAGUUCAAGUUGGAGGGAUGUCGAUUUUACCCAAAGGCGAUUCGAUUCAAAUCCGUGAGGUGUGGAACGACAAUUUGGAGGAGGAGUUCGCACUUAUCCGGGAAAUUGUUGACGAGUUUAAUUACAUAGCCAUGGAUACCGAGUUUCCCGGCGUGGUGCUUCGCCCUGUGGGUGCCUUCAAGAAUAUCAACGACUACAACUAUCAGACUCUCAAGGAUAAUGUUGAUAUGUUGAAGUUGAUUCAAUUGGGUCUUACGUUCUCUGAUGAGAAUGGAAACCUCCCGACUUGUGGAACCGAUAAGUUUUGCAUUUGGCAGUUCAAUUUCCGCGAGUUCAACGUUAGUGAAGAUAUUUUUGCGAGUGAUUCGAUUGAGCUUCUGCGCCAGUGUGGUAUUGAUUUUAAGAAGAACAAUGAAGAGGGUAUUGAUGUUAAUCGCUUUGGUGAGCUUCUAAUGUCUUCUGGGGUUGUGUUAAACGAUGGUGUUAACUGGGUCACGUUCCACAGUGGGUAUGAUUUUGGUUACUUGCUCAAAUUGCUGACUUGCCGAACCUUGCCAGACACACAGGCGGGAUUUUUUGAUUUGAUCAACAUCUAUUUUCCCAUGGUUUAUGAUAUCAAGCAUUUGAUGAAGUUUUGCAACAGCCUCCAUGGUGGGCUGAACAAGCUUGCAGAGUUAUUAGAAGUGGAGAGGAUUGGAGUUUGUCAUCAAGCAGGAUCAGACAGUCUGCUUACUGCUUGUACUUUUAGGAAGUUGAGGGAUACCUUUUUCAAUGGAUCUACGAAAAAAUACGCAGGUGUUUUGUAUGGUCUUGGUGUUGAAAGUGGACAGCGUACUAAUUGAAGAGAAUUACUAAGUAUUUGUAGAAGUGUGAGACUUUUAGUUACUUUGUACAAUUUGGCUAAAGCAUUGAUGAUUGUAACUGUUUUCCGUUUUCCUGCUCUGUAAUAGAAACCUCCACUGUUUUUUGCAGCUUGUGGUUUCUUGUAAAUUAUGGCAGUUAGUGUUUCAAUAAAAAUCUUAAUGACGUUUCUUUGAA
This is a messenger RNA of Momordica charantia (bitter melon), 1321 nucleotides long. RefSeq names its product putative CCR4-associated factor 1 homolog 7. Gene Ontology annotation, cellular component: CCR4-NOT complex. Lineage: Eukaryota; Viridiplantae; Streptophyta; Magnoliopsida; Cucurbitales; Cucurbitaceae. Gene Ontology annotation, molecular function: nucleic acid binding; poly(A)-specific ribonuclease activity. The record is from RefSeq and is a predicted model, not a curated record.